UAACCAAAUGAGAUAAUGAUGGCCGAUUCAAAAAAUCGAAUCGAAGUACAGAUCGAAGUGAUGAUGAGCGAUGAAGAAGAAGAAGAAGCGACAACAACAGAGGAUCAUAUUUCAAUUCCAUCCGAAUAUUUUCUUCCAACACCAUCAUCAUCAUCAACAUCAACAUUAUCAUCGAAUAAUGGUGAUUUAAAACAAAUAGUCAAGUCAUCCACAUUAAAUUCAUUGAAAAAUAAUGAAAAUAAAAUUACGGUAACGAAUAAUAAUGAUGCUGCUGGUGGUGACGGUGGUAAUGAAACUGCUGAACAAAUUAUAGUCAAUGAAAGCCGUCAAUGUUGGGUUUGUCUUGCUUCCGAUGACGACGAUGAUGAUGAUGAAGAAGAUAAUGAUAAAAAAUCAGAUACCGAAUGGAUUCAUCCAUGUCGUUGUAAUGGUUCAGCCAAAUGGGUUCACCAGAAUUGCCUUCAACAAUGGAUCGAUGAAAAACAAAAAUAUAAUUCAUCAUUGAAUGUUUCCUGUACACAAUGCAAUACAGAAUAUCUAAUUGUUUUUCCACAACAUGGAAAAAUAUUCUAUACAAUCGAAUUAUGUGAUCGAAUUCUAUAUUCAGCAUCUCCAUUGGCUGCAAUUACCUGUAUAGUAGGAUCAAUUUAUUGGAGUGCCGUUUGUUAUGGUGCUUUUACUAUUAUGCAAGUUUUAGGAAAAGAAAAUGGUAAAAUUGUAAUCGAACAAUCAGAUCCAUUAGUUUUAUUGGUAGGAUUACCAUCCAUUCCAGUUGCAUUAAUACUAUCGAAAUUAAUUCGUUGGGAAGAUCAAAUAUUAAAACUAUGGAUACAGAAUAAAUGUCGUCUACCAUUAUUUGGUUAUGUUAUGGGAAAACCGGCGGCCGAAAAAUCACGUGAAUAUGCUGAACAAACAAUAUUUGCACGUGAUUCAAUGUCGGAUCCGAUUUCGAUUUGUCGUAAUUUUUGUGGUGCAUUAAUAUUACCAACAGCUGCAACAUUUUUCGGUGGCAUUUUUUUCGAUAAUAUCAAAUCAAAUUUUAGUCGUGCCAUACUGGGUGGAUUAACAUUUGUUUUGGCCAAAGGUUUUAUUAAAAUUCUACUAAGACAAAAUCAAUACAUACGGCAGACACAUAGAAAAAUCUUAAAUUUUGAUGAUAAAUCUGAAACCGAAUCAUAAUCUAUAUAUUUUUUUGUGAAAAAAUUUGAAUUUGAAAUUAAAAAAAUCAUGCUAUUU
Messenger RNA from Dermatophagoides pteronyssinus (European house dust mite), 1236 nucleotides. RefSeq names its product E3 ubiquitin-protein ligase MARCHF5-like. NCBI's taxonomy places the organism in Eukaryota, Metazoa, Arthropoda, Arachnida, Sarcoptiformes, Pyroglyphidae. The record is from RefSeq and is a predicted model, not a curated record. Gene Ontology annotation, molecular function: zinc ion binding.